AUGCCUACUCCCCAAGGCGUUACUGCUCUUCUCACACCAGGAGCGGUGUUGGAUAACUGCGUUAUCAACUUCCCUGGAGUUCACGGAAUCUCGAUUCAACCCGCUGAUCUUGCCGCUGGUGUGAUCUCGGCCGCCGGAAGUGGUACUGGAGGGGGUGCGGGGGGUGUGGCAUCGGCGGUAUCAGCUGGUAACUAGGAUAUCACCCUGCGUUCGAUGUUAUAAUAAUGGUUGGCUAAACCAGCUACGACAGGAGAUGCGGCCGAAAACCCUAGAAGGCGGCGGGAUGUCACUCAGAUCUCCGACGGUACAUAUCCCCCCAUUUCAGGAAAUAAUUCUUUCCACGGUUCUAACAAUUUCAUCAUCUAGGCCAGAUCCAAGUGGUUCCGGUUGCGGGCCAUACCGGCGUGGCCGCCCCUGGAUCUGUAUGGCCUGCUCCUGCUAUCGGGGCUGUUACCCAGAUUCCCGAUGGGCAGAUUCAAGCUCCCUGUGCGGCUUACCCCGAUGCUGCAGCUGAUGCCGUUAGAGUCGUUACUCAGAUUGACGAUGGACAAAUUCAAGCUCCCUGUGCGGCUUACCCUGGUGCUGCCGCUGAUGCCGUUAGAGUCGUUACUCAAAUUGAUGAUGGACAAAUUCAAGCUCCUGGUGCGGCAGAAACUGUCACUCAAAUUGCCGACGGCCAGGUCCAAGGUCCUCAGAAGCACUCUACACUCAAAACCCGCCAGAAUGGCUAUCCACUCCAGGUCACCCUUAAGGACGGUGUCUUGACAGACAUCCUCGGACGUAUUGGGUAUAUCGCCGAUAACCGUCAGCUCCAAUUCGAUGCUCCUCCUCAGGCUGGGGCAAUAUACACUGGCGGGUUCUCUGCUUGCCCUGAUGGAACUUUGGCCUUGGGCAGUAGCAACGUCUUCUAUGCUUGUGGGAGCUCUGACUGUAAUCACCCUCCCCCCUGAGUUAGACUAUCUUUAUUAACGGUUUUAGUCACCAAUCUCUAUGACACCCUGGUCUACCCAGACAAUUGCCGUCCAGUCAAAUUGUACUUCAGGUAAAUUCAAUGCAAUCCUGAGAGUAGGGAUUGGAGGGGCUAGGGGGCGGCGGUGGAUAUCAAUAGAAGCGAAAUAAAUGAAAUGUAAAUAAAGGAGAAAUAAAAGUCGGCAAACGCAAAGAAUCACCUACCUUGU
Messenger RNA from Tuber aestivum (summer truffle), 1178 nucleotides. The record is from the annotation of a GenBank genome assembly. NCBI's taxonomy places the organism in Eukaryota, Fungi, Ascomycota, Pezizomycetes, Pezizales, Tuberaceae.